AUGAAUAUUGAUGGCACCUCUGAGAAGGAAGGAGGUUAUGCCAUUCGCCAUAGCCAUCAGCCUGUUUCUGAUUUUGGACGCAACCAAGUUGGAGGAGAAGAUUUGGAUAGGAAGAAUCCACUCGCUACAACAUAUCCUAAACUUUUUCCUUAUGGUGUCGGUGGAAUUGAGGAUACACGUGGCAAAUUCAUCGGUUUUGACGAGCAUGUGCGAUGGGCAUUACAGUAUCACAAUCGUCGAUUUCGAACUCACCAUUCAUUUCCAUUUGUCAUUUUCGGCAUGGAGCAGAAGUGCAAGGCUUUGCAAUCAGCUCGGAUUCAGAUGCGUCGCAAGGACUUCGAGCGCAAUGGAUUUAUCAUCAAUUCUGUCACAGUUUCUGACCUUCAACAAGCAGAGAAAGAGGAGGCAGAACACAGACCGAUAUCUAAUCCUCGGGUUUGUCUUCUUUGGAAACAUGUAUUUGCAGUUCAAUAUCGCGGUUUCAUAUGGGGAACAUGUUUGUGUCUUCGUGGCCCAAGUCUUUGGAUGACAAUCAAUCCAAGUGACACACAUGACCCUGUUGCACAGAUCUUCGCUGGGGAGCAGAUUAAUAUGGAUGAUUUUUCCCCCGUUGCUGGCCCAGAUAGCAAUCGCAGAGCUCAAAACAUUGCCAGGGAUCCUUUCACCACUGCAAAGUACUUCUUCUUCAUUAUCAAGGCAGUGCUUUCAGCACUCUUCCAAAUCGAAGUCAAAGGAAAUCGGAAUGUCAACCCAGGGUCAGGGGUGGGCCUGUGGAUGUGUUGUACCCACCUGUUAGGGCUGGGCCCAUACUAG
This is a messenger RNA of Suillus discolor, 813 nucleotides long. RefSeq lists its product as uncharacterized. The record is from RefSeq and is a predicted model, not a curated record. The transcript is spliced from 3 exons. Lineage: Eukaryota; Fungi; Basidiomycota; Agaricomycetes; Boletales; Suillaceae. Bases 1 to 813 code for a protein of 270 amino acids.